CUCACAACAGUGGAUGACUUUCUUUGCCAGCACUCAAAAUAAUGCGGAGGAAAAUCAAAGUGAACGUAGAUCGUGCCGCCACCAGAUGUGAAUCCUUUACCGUGUACAACCGGGAUAUCCGGCCAAAUCGAUUACGUUGAAUGGAUGCAUAUAUUAAGACAAAACCGUCUCGCACAGCCGUUAUUAUGUCGUUAGUAUGUUCAAAACUUAGUUUGAUUUCACCGGCAUGGAGAACAUAUUAUUAGAAUGCUUGCUCCGAUUUCGUGGCGUACCAAGGUCCAUAACAUUGUUUCUUUUUUCUCUUCUGCUAACCUUGCCGCUCAUAUCAUCGAACAACAUCCAAACUGUCAACGAGAUUCCACGCUCACGCCUUAAUAAUACAAGGAUCUAUUCCCAAAUCACCGAAUUAGGAGAGAACGAAACCUUUCCAGGAACAUUCAGCCUGUGUCCCAAUGUUUCGGACACAAAGCUAGUCAACAGAAUCCCACUACCCGAACGUUACGAUUACCUACAGGUUUUACGUGGAAUGAACAGUGUAAGCUUCGAUGUACAGCCCGACUUCUUCAUGCGGCAGUUCCAAACGUUCCUCGAACUGAAAGAAUUUGUGAGCCACCACAAGCUGGCAAUAAAGAUCAGUAACCAAUCGGUAGCUGAGCUGCAGGAUGCCCUUACUUAUGCUUGGUUACCUCGUCUUGCAAAAAGCAACUGGACAGCGACACGUGCAGAAAUCCUGCGCAUUGAAAACGGGACCAGGUUCUCAACAGACGGGUCGGCAUUGAUGCUAAUUCGCUAUAUGCUACCGGUCUCGGAUGCCUUUUCACCGGCAAAUUUCUCGCGCAAUCAGCCGCAGUAUCCUUGGUUGUACGCUCGCAACUCCACGUACCACGAAUUAACACAAAUAGUUACGCCACCUCUGGAUGAGUUCAUUCAGCGAUUGCAGGACAAGGGUGUGACAGCAUACAACGGUCCGCUCUUUUUUGAAACCACUGGCAUACUGGACGAUGUUUACUUGCGGGCAAAUUCUACAUACGGCUUCUUUGAUACCGACCAGAUGAAGACGGAUGUGAUGGAGAUGGUUCAACAAACGCGUGCUAGAAAAAACUGUAGCGACGGGGGCAUGAGCGACGUGGAAAUUCAUUUUGGUGGACUCGAGCCGCAAAUCGUGACAUCAAGGACAAACGGCACCUUUUCUGAUGUGACAGUGAUGCCCAUUCAGCUUGCCAUCCACGUCCAGCAGAGGACCCUAGUCUCCGAUCGUUUCGACGGGUUCCCGUUACCCAUCCAUACCGAUCGCUACUAUUUUGACUCAGAAUCGGUCCGUCGCCGAGUUAAUAUAAACACCACGGGUCUUCAUCUGCUGGACCAACUGCCGCUGAACCCGGCACACUCGUUUCGGAUGCAUCUGGGUCGACCAUUAAAUGUGCAGUGGUUGCCGCUGCUGGAGACUCUGAUGACAUCGCAGCUGAACACCAGCAUCGGUCCACAUCACCGAGCGGAAGUGCGAGUAUGGAACUUCGAUCCAGAUGGUUGGGUUGUCAACUUCUUCGUGAUUCUGCGUUCUGAACCCAUGCUAUGGCUGGGAUACGUUCUGGAUGCCAGACUACCGUACGCUGCCAGCAUCUACCGUAAACUCGAAGGUCUUCAGCUUCGUCUGCCAUCGGCUAGUGCAGUGUAUAUGCUGAUGACGUAUGUUGUUGAUGACAUUUCGAAGCGCGUGGUUAGAGAACGGGCCUUUCGAGAUUGCGAAGGCGAGGAUAAGUGGCUUUCCUUUCCGGUAGAGGAGCAGGAGUGUCCUCUGCAGAAGAACUUCACAUUGUACGUCGAGUGGCUAUCCGAGUAUCCACAUAGACGUUAUCUUCAGAACGGAUUUGUGAAAGUGCAACCGAAUGCCGAUAAAAUCUUGGAUGCCGUACAGCAAGCUUUUGCCAUUGCAAACCCCGUGACAAUGGAUAAUAUCGUUCUUACCAUUUCUUUAACGGAUCGCGAUGACAGUUUACGAACGACCAUAGGGCGCGACGCUUUCAAGUUAAGUUUCGCUCUGUCGUACCCGAAAAUGAAGAGCGGAUUGUAUUGGAAAUUGUGGCGCUAUCCAUCCUACGAUGAACUAAACGGCUUGUUGCAGAGUGUUGCAGAAGUUAAACUUGUCCGCACUUGGACAGUUGCGAUCCCAGUUUCCAAUUAACAUAGUUCAGUGUCCCAUUUAUCGUUUCUGUUUGCAAAGAAACGACGACAUUUCACCGUUUGAAUUUGUUCUUAUGUUAAGUUGCAGUACUUACUAAAAGUUGUGCAAGUCUUCGUAGCGUAUUAACAUUUAUUAUGUUAUUUAUUUGAUAACGGCAAAAGUAAAGUCAAAUAAACCUUUUGCUGAGCAAGUUUUGUACUGAUUUUGCAUUAAAACUUGAUAA
Molecule: messenger RNA, 2405 nt
Organism: Paramacrobiotus metropolitanus
Lineage: Eukaryota; Metazoa; Tardigrada; Eutardigrada; Parachela; Macrobiotidae
Exons: 8
Coding region: 227-2182 (651 amino acids)
Source: RefSeq, a predicted model, not a curated record